Molecule: messenger RNA, 4448 nt
Organism: Micropterus salmoides (largemouth bass)
Lineage: Eukaryota; Metazoa; Chordata; Actinopteri; Centrarchiformes; Centrarchidae
Gene: sema7a
Product: semaphorin 7A
Exons: 14
Coding region: 88-2064 (658 amino acids)
Biological process (GO): regulation of inflammatory response; axon guidance; positive regulation of macrophage cytokine production
Molecular function (GO): integrin binding; semaphorin receptor binding; chemorepellent activity
Source: RefSeq, a predicted model, not a curated record
CUCACUUUACGGAUUGCGCUCAGAGAGAGAAGACGGUUCAAACGUAGGCUCCUCAGUACAAGAUAUCUUCACUACUUUCGGCGCAAAAUGAAACGAUUUGUUUUAAUUUACAUUUGGCUUGCUGGAGAUUUUCAAGUAGUCCUUAGUGUUGGUUUGAAGGACACACCGUUUCUCGGAUCGAAAGAUUCUCCCAGAGUUCUGAGCAAAGAUAUAACAAGUGGUAGAUUUGAUUACCAAAUCUAUCAGAACCACACUGUGUUCCUCUAUAAUGAAGACUCUGCGGAGAUGUAUGUUGGAGGGACUGAUUUUGUGUUACAACUUGAUGUGAAUGAUUUUCAUAUCAUAGAGAAAUUUCCUCUGAAAACAACGGGGCAACAACAGUGCCAAGAGGACUCUUGUGAAAAUGUCAUCACAGUAAUUGAGAAGUUCCAGGACAGCUUAUUUGUCUGUGGAACGAAUGGACAAAAUCCACAGUGCUGGAAGCUUUUUUCUUCAGUGAACAAUCAGUCUAAUGAAAUAAUGGAGAGUUAUGAGGGGAAGGGCAUCACUCCUUAUCUGUACACACAUAACUCCAUAUCUCUCACAGUAGAGGGGGAUCUAUACACAGCAGCACCUUUGGAUACUGAUGGAAGUUCAUUGCAAUUCAGAAGGAAAGCUGGUAGCAGAACUAAUGUGUGGAUGUAUGACAACUGGGUCUCAGAGCCCACAUUCAUCUAUGCGUCCUGGGUGGAGCGGAAAGAAGACCCUGACAAUGAGAAAAUUUACAUAUUUUUCCGUGAAAAGAACUCAGAUCACAACCCAGAGGCUGAUCCCUGGAUAUCUAGGGUCGCCAGAGUUUGUAAGGUAGAUGAAGGCGGAUCAAAAAGAUUCUUCCAGAACAUGUGGACAUCUUUCCUCAAGGCCCGGCUUGUCUGUGGGUUUCCAGAAGAGUCACUCUAUUUCAACCGUCUCCAAGACAUUUAUGUGAUGCCCGCCGAGGACUGGCACAACACUACAAUCUAUGCUCUUUUCACAAGCAGUUGGAACUCCACAGCAGUGUGCAUCUAUUCCGUACGAAUGAUUGAAGAAAUAUUUGAGACAUCAGCUUUCAAGGGCUACGACAAAGACAUUCCCAAUCCAAGGCCAGGAACAUGUGUAAAAAACAGCAAGAGCCUGCCACUGGCCACUGUCAACAUGGUGAAGGAUUACCCAGAAAUGACUGAGUGGGUUCACUCUGUGCAUUAUACUGCUCCAUUUUAUAUAAGCAGCAACAACUAUACUAAGAUAGUUGUGGACCAAGUCCAGGCGGCAGACCAGAGCAUGUAUAACGUUCUGCUUUUAGCCACCGAUUCUGGGAAGAUCCAUAAAGUGUUAGAAGCUGGGUCAGAACCUUUCAUCAUCUCUGAAACCCAACUCUACAGUCAAUCAACCAUACAGUCAAUGAAGCUUGACUCCAAAAAGAAAAAGCUAGUUGUGGGUUUUUCAGAGACAAUUUAUAGCGUGGACCUCCAAAGGUGUCAGGAGUACAACAACUCCUGCGCAGAUUGUGUUCUGGCCCGGGACCCGUACUGUGCUUGGACGAAGUUUGGAUGCACCCCGACUGUCCCUGAAGGGAUUCAAGAUGUCAUGGAUGGGCAAAUACGUGUGUGCCCUACAACAGUAGAAGAAAACAAACAAGUACACAGGACCAAACGGGAGACUCUAUCAUCCCCCCAUGAUUUAACAGUUCACUCGGUCCCCCUGGGUGUCCCUUUCUAUCUGUCCUGUCCAAUAGACUCUUACCACGCUGUCUAUACCUGGAAGCACAGAGACCAGAGCAGCCCUUGUCUGCAAAUGCAGUCUGACUGUCUGCACCUCAUCCCUGCCAUGGCACAAGAAAAUUAUGGCAGCUAUGCGUGUGUUUCCGAAGAGAAAGACUACACCAAGGUGGUGAAGAAUUAUGACCUUACAGAGCAAAUAAUCCCCAAAUCAAUGGAAGACACAAAGAGAAGCAAUACCCAUUACAAAUUGAAUAAUGCAUCAGCUGUUGUGCCACAGAUGAUAUUGAUCACCCUUGGUCUGGCUGUAGCAUGUUUUAAAACGUAGCAAUCAUAUCCUUAGUCCCUUUUCAUUGCUACUGCUAAUCAAAACAGGACGAAGGCAGGGCUAAGGAAAUCCACCCAAACACAGAUUCAACUUGCAAAUCAAUAGUUCAAGCAGGAAUGCCCCCAGAAUAACCUAAAACCUUCUUUGUGCAAGCGGUCCGACAGUUAUGUUUGGCAAAAAAGUUAGUUUUUCUUUCCACGGGAACCUGCUGUAGCCAAGUUGUUCAAAGCAUGCCAUUAAACUGUUGCGGUUAGGAGUGCAAAAGCUCCUGGGCCGAGAGAGACAGAAAAUACAGUACAUAGUGAGUAGGUGUGGUGUAGUAGUGAGGUGUGCACAUGUUGAGACCAGUGCUUAGCUCUUUAGUCCAUUAGAGUUCAGGAAAAUAAGUUGUGUAAAUUUUGUCUACGCCCUACCAGUGCACUUAUGAGAAAUGAUUUAUAUUUAUUCAAUACAAUAAAAUAGAAAAAAGGCACUUUUUUAAAUUAUUAUUACAUUUGCAGUUAUAAAUAUACUAAUGCAAAUAAGUGAGAAUGUUAUCCUCCAGAGGCUGGCAUUCUGAAACAUACUGUGCAGCAAGAUAUGCAUAUAUCUCCUCCUAGUAGUAUUUUUGGUUUUGAGAGGUAAUUUAGUUUUACAUUGUAGGAGGAAGAACAUCUAUGUCUCAACCCCACCUGUCGAACAAUGACCACAUGUUCUUUUUUCUUUUAGCUGCCAGGAUUUUUUGUGUCUUUCUUUUUUGAUUGUCAGUUUGUGGUCACUAAGCCUCUACUUGGUUGGGAUCAGCCUCUGCUUUCUAACUGUUACGGUGGCGACAUUCUGCCAAAUCAUCGUCCCUUCAAAGGGACAAAUGACAGUCUGAUCUACUUUUAGUUUCAUCUUUCCACUGAUCCAAAUAUGUUUAUUUACAUUGCGUUAUAAUUUAACUUACUCUGAUGGGUUUUUGGAAAGUAGUGUUGUUGUGAGACUGGUCAGGGUGUGUAUCACAGCAUGAAAGGAAGGGUGAGGGUAGCCAGGGACUUUCACUGAAUUUCCCUGUUUUGUUCAACUCCCCAGUCAGUAGUAAGGGAGGUGUGAGAGAAAUGUCCAAUGAAAAUGUGUUGCUGCAGAGAAGACAAAGCCUAACUUAAAAAUAAUAAGCACCUUAUCCAUCCAUCCAUUAUAUUUAUUUUAAUUUAUAUUUACAUACUGUAACAUUUGUCAGCUGCCAUGUGAGCAAUGGACGAAUCAGCCAAGAUCUGAGAUGGUCUACUUUUAGUUAUUUACAUUUAAGCAAGACUACUGGUAUGUAACUUUAGUUAGACACCAGCCACUGUUGCCACAAGUGACAAAAACUUUGUUUGACAAAACUACAACAGUAUAGAAAAGUCAGAGAAAUGGCUUAUGUCUAUUACAGAGCAAUAUCUAGCUAGUUUGCUAACUUUAGCUAACAUUUAGCAACCAAAAGCUCAUAUUAGACCAACUAAGACUGUAGCAGCAAAUCUUGUGAACUGAAUUAAUCAUUGGUGUGUUUUAUUGCAUAUGAAUUUAAACCUUUCAUUUGUUAAAUGAAUAAAUGAGUAUGUAUGUAAGACUACAUACAGUAGUCUUACAUACAUACAGUAGCUCUAAACAAGAAAUUACUCAUUCAAAAGUCUAAAAACUACUAAGCUAAAUAUAUUUAUUGAAUAAAUAGUAUUUUGGUACAGACUUCACUUUUUAUAUAUGCAAGCAAUAUGUGUCCUAACUAUUUCAAAAAUCAUAUAUUUUUGCAGAAUGAUUGCUUGAAAAUGCUACCCAAAGAAUGUAAAUGAAUUAUUGAUUAAAAGAAAAAAGAAUAAAGCUGAAAAUCCAUAACAUUGUUCACCAUGAGUUAUACUCAUAGUUCUUUUACAUCCACUCAUAAGUGGAUUCAAGAAAGUCAUUUAUCCAUCCUUAGUAGGCCAUGCCUUCAUUAGACAUGGCACUCAGAUGCACAUGCAGUCUGAUCAGUGUACAGACAACAACUAAGGAUCUUUAGUUUAAUCUGUCUUAUUCCUGGAUCUGAAGUGAGGGCCAAGUGAGUACAUCUUGUUUGUACAAGGAGAAGAAGAGGAGAAGGAAGAGAAAUCACAACAAAACUACCCCGUGUAUCUCUUUGGCCAUCACUCCACAGGCGGAAAUCCUGGAUUCUAGUCAGGUUUGCUUUCAGAUUAAUGAAAUGUGGUUAAGUAGCUACAUGAGAUGUCUCCUGCUGUUUAUAUUUCUUUUAUCUUAGAUCCAGGAUGAACAUCCACAUUACACAUCUACACAGAUAUAUCUGAUUUCCAUUUCCAGUAUUUGAGUACUUCUAAACUCUGAUGUCUGAUGCAAAAAAAAUACAAUGCUGACAUCAUGAACAGGGUGGAAAAUAAAGGAGCGUAGUCAUC